AUGCACGUCUUGUCUAUCGUGGCUGCUAGCCUACUGGCUGCUCCUGGUGCCAAUGCCAACCUCAAUCAGUUGAUGAAGGCCGCUGGAAAGCUGUAUUUUGGUUCUGCUACAGACAAUGGUGAACUGUCUGACUCAGCAUAUACUGCUAUUUUGUCAAAUGUCAAUGAAUUUGGUCAGGUUACUCCAGGCAAUACUCAAAAAUGGCAAUACACAGAACCAUCACAAGGCCAGUUCUCCUUUACUCAGGGCGAUGUGGUCACCAGCUUUGCGGAGAAGAAUGGCCAGAUUCUGAGAUGUCACAAUCUGGUUUGGCACCAGCAGCUUCCCAGUUGGGUAAGCUCCGGGUCAUGGACUACAACAACUCUGACAAGCGUUUUGCAAACACACAUCACCAACGAGGUAACUCACUACAAGGGCCAAUGCUACGCCUGGGAUGUUGUCAACGAGGCUCUGAAUGAUGAUGGUACCUAUCGAACGGAUGUGUUCUACAACACACUCGGGAACACAUACAUCCCGAUCGCUUUCAAAGCAGCAGCUGCUGCCGACGCGGAUGCGAAGUUGUAUUAUAAUGAUUACAACAUUGAGUACAGUGGUAGCAAGGCUACCGCUGCUCUAGCGAUUGUUGAUCUCAUCAAGAAUGCAGGAGGCAAGAUCGACGGUGUGGGUUUCCAAGGUCAUUUCAUCGUUGGAUCUACACCCAGUGCCAGCUCUUUGGCGUCGACCUUGAACAGCUUCGUCGCCAAGGGUGUGGAGGUCGCCUACACGGAGGUCGAUAUCAGGCACAGCAGCUUGCCUGCGUCAGCAUCUGCCAUUGAGCAGCAGGCCACUGACUACCGUGCUUUCGAAGGCUGCCACUGCGACUGUCAGCUCUCCUGUUUCAACCACAACAUCCAAGCCCCUGACCACUUCAACCACUUUGGCAACAUCUACAACUAA
Messenger RNA from Phaeoacremonium minimum UCRPA7, 936 nucleotides. RefSeq names its product putative endo- -beta- protein. The coding region runs from base 1 to 936 and encodes 311 amino acids. Gene Ontology annotation, molecular function: hydrolase activity, hydrolyzing O-glycosyl compounds. The transcript is spliced from 3 exons. The record is from RefSeq and is a predicted model, not a curated record. Gene Ontology annotation, biological process: carbohydrate metabolic process. NCBI's taxonomy places the organism in Eukaryota, Fungi, Ascomycota, Sordariomycetes, Togniniales, Togniniaceae.